Messenger RNA from Balaenoptera musculus (blue whale), 2194 nucleotides. RefSeq names its product immediate early response 5 (gene IER5). The record is from RefSeq and is a predicted model, not a curated record. Bases 253 to 1233 code for a protein of 326 amino acids. Lineage: Eukaryota; Metazoa; Chordata; Mammalia; Artiodactyla; Balaenopteridae. The transcript has a single exon.
UUUAUAAGGCGCCCGGAGGCCAGACUGCCCUCAGUUAGCGACCCGACCCCAACCUGGCUGCGGAGCUGAGGUGGGGAGGGCGCAAGAGCUACCGAGUGCGUCGCCGGAGCCGUUUCUAUUCGGAGUCUUCAGAGAUCCAGAGUCCACCGCCGGGGCGGACUCGUUGACGCCUAUCGUUCCCGUCUGAGCUUCGGAACGUGGGUUGGGGCUCACUCUGUCACCUCCGCGCCAGCCCUGGGAAGGUGAGGCAGGAUGGAGUUCAAACUGGAGGCUCACCGCAUCGUCAGCAUCUCCCUGGGCAAGAUCUACAACUCGCGGGUCCAGCGCGGCGGCAUCAAGCUGCACAAGAACCUCCUGGUCUCGUUGGUGCUCCGCAGCGCCCGCCAGGUCUACCUGAGCGACCCGUGCCCCGGCCUCUACUUGGCCGGUCACCCGGGGGCUCCGGCGCUGCCGCAGCAGGCUGGGGAGUCGGUGGCCGGGCCACCCGCGGGCUGGGGGGAGCCACCUCCGCCGGCCGCCUGUGCCGCCUGGCCGGAGCCCGAGCCCCAGAUGGAGCUCCCUGCCGUCCCAGAAGUGCCACGGGAGGGUGACGCGGAGCCUCCGGCCACGGUGACGGGCGCCGGGGACACCCUUCAGGGCGGAGAGGCGGAGGCGGCGGAAGCUGCCUGGCGCCGCGUGGAGGGACCGCGAGAGACGGCGGUCGGAGGAGCCGGGGUUCCCGCCGGAGGCUCAGACGUCUUCCCCCAGGGACCUGGGGCAGCGCGCCGCCCCUGCGGCUGCCCCCCGGGGGACGAGGACAAGAUGAGCGCAUCUCCCCGCGUGGACGGCUGCCGCGCGCCGCGCCCCGCCGGGCCCGAGCCCCCCGUGCCGCCCCCCGUCUGCCCCAGGAAGCGCGGCGCGGAGGGGGUGGGCGGCGGCCCCGCGGACUGCCCGGCUCCCGGCUCGACCCCGCUCAAGAAACCCCGCCGGAACUCAGAAGAGCAGCCGGGCGGGGCGGCGGCGGGGGCGGCCGCGGAGGAGGAGGAGGAGAUGGAGACCGGUAACGUGGCCAACCUCAUUAGCAUCUUCGGUUCCAGCUUCUCGGGACUUUUACGGAAAAGCCCCGGGGGCGGCCGGGAGGAAGCGGAGGGAGAGAAGAGCGGUCCGGAAGCCGCCGAGCCCGGGCAGAUCUGCUGCGAUAAGCCGGUGCUGAGAGACAUCAACCCUUGGAGCACUGCCAUCGUGGCCUUCUGAGCUCUCGGAUCCCCGAGCGGGAAGAGGUUGAGCAGCGGGCGUCCCGACGUGAGGGCUGGGCCUCUCCGGCUGCGAGGACGCCCCAGAGGCCGUCGGCGCCGAGCGUGAGGAGACCGGGUGCCGCCGGGCGGCACCGACUGCCCUCGGGCUUGGCGGCCGGCUGUGCGGAGCCUCUCGGGUCUCCUCUUGAGACUGGGGAGUGUGAGGCUUAUCGGAAGAGCACGAUCGUGGACUUUUGUGUCUGUGUGUGUCAGUUUGUGUCGUUGAAUUAGGACUACUUUGUGUCUCUGGAGUGCAUCCCCCCUUCCCCUGGGCUUGGGAGGUUGGGGGCAGACAGGGACUUUCCGCCGCCGGCAGCGCCGAGAAGGAAGCGGCGGGGAAGGCCGGGGCCGGGGAGUUCCCCGUUGGCUGGCGGGGGAGGAAGGGACUUCACACAGACCCCUCACGUGAAAGCUAGGACCGCACCGGGGCCAGGAGCGGCGCUUCCUCGCAGGAUUUCCUCACACUAGAGGCAUUUCGUCCGGACUAGGGGCUUGUGUGAUUUCUCUCCCUCCCCACCUUUCUCUCUCCCUGAAGAAACGUUUAUACUCUGUGAUCGCUCUGGGAAAGGGGAACGUUAGCGGUCCUUGUCUUCCCGACAGGGAAGAAGCUUGAUGAACUUCACGGCGGAGUUCAAGCUGGGAAGUACGGAGUUUAUAGAUAAAAGAUUUAUUUUUUAAAAGCUCUAGAUCAGACCUACUACACAGUGCUUUUAAAAACCGUUUAAGGAAACAAAGUUUACAGACAGAAGCCCUAAGUGGAAAGACCUUAUGGGUUUGUAGAUAGUGACUCCAGUCUUUGUUGUAUAAAGGUUGGGGGAGCUGACAAGGUUUUUGUACAGUAUUUUCUCCUUCGUUGUUUUGAUUUUUGUAUAAAAAUGUAACUUUACGUGUCUGACACGUAUUAAAUAUUUUGAAGCAAC